Molecule: messenger RNA, 924 nt
Organism: Tetrahymena thermophila SB210
Lineage: Eukaryota; Ciliophora; Oligohymenophorea; Hymenostomatida; Tetrahymenidae
Exons: 2
Source: RefSeq, a predicted model, not a curated record
AUGUUAGCAGUCAAUGAGGAAUUUAAUGAAGAAAAUUCAAUAAUAGAAUCAACGACUAUAAAAACAAUAAGAAAUUUAAAGAGCAGAAAAUCAUAUACGAAUGUAUUAAGUAGCAGAGAUGAUUAUCCUAAUUCUAACGAUAAUACAAAUAUUCCUCCUCAAACGCCAACGCAAAAUGAGGAAGAUUCUAACUAUAAAACUGAUGAAACUUCUGCAAGGCACAAAAAAGCGACAAGCAUGCCAAAUUCAGUUAUUAAAAAUCCUAUGAGGAAAGCAACCAAACUGAAAAUUCAGAAAUUAAGAAGCGAUAUAUAAUUGCCUAGUGAAUAAAACUAACAAAAUGAAGGAAAUUUGGAUGCUUAUGGAUCUAUGACUGACAACUUAAAUCCCAUUUAUUAUGGUGAAAAUACAAUAACAAAUUAAAGUGGAAAAAAUAAUAGUAAACAAGGAAACGGAAUGAGUAGCUCGCUUUCAAAAAGCUAUAAUAGGUAAUCUAGCUUAUCAAAUCAUGUUUAAGAAGAAAUAAAAGUAUAAAAAGAAUAUGUAACUAUAGAUAUGGAAUAUGCUAUAUAAUUUGUUCUAACAAAAAGCAAGGCUCUUAAAGAUAAAAUAGAAGGAGAAGGUAUAAUGCAAGCUUUUAUAAAUUAGCAUAUAGUAAAGAAUAAAUUUUUUUAGAUAAGCUAUAACUCAUUUUUGCAAAAUCUAAUAAACCAUAAAGUAUUAAACCCAGAUUUUAAAAAUGUAAGCAAAAAAAUGUUUGAAAAAUUAGAAAAAUUUUUCUUUGAUAGACUUCAAAAAUGCUAAGAUACUGUUAGCAUUUAAUAAAAUUAUGUAAAAAAAUCAAAAUCUGUAUAUAGUGCAAUAGAAAAAAGAAUAUAAGAGUUAAAAAAAGAUUUAGCAGAUAAAAAUAAAAUAGAACUUUGA